Molecule: messenger RNA, 1963 nt
Organism: Pyrus x bretschneideri (Chinese white pear)
Lineage: Eukaryota; Viridiplantae; Streptophyta; Magnoliopsida; Rosales; Rosaceae
Product: pumilio homolog 12-like
Exons: 5
Coding region: 168-1691 (507 amino acids)
Biological process (GO): post-transcriptional regulation of gene expression
Cellular component (GO): cytoplasm
Molecular function (GO): mRNA binding
Source: RefSeq, a predicted model, not a curated record
GCCUAAUCGUAAGUGUAAUAAAAACCAUAUCAACCAAGGAUUAGGAUCCUACCUAAACUGGGAUCACCGCACUCUAUAUUUAACCAAGACUCUGCUUCUUUUUUUUUUUUGAAUUCUGAUUUCUUUCUCGUCUUCUGGUUCUUGAAGUUCUUGCUCUCUCUGUAACAAUGGCGACUUCAUGUUACUCUGCUUCCGACCCUCCCAAUCCAGAGACUCCUUGCGUGCCUCCUUCUUACUCUCUUCGACGACAACAAGAAGCCGACCUCUGCCAUUAUUUCGGCAACGUUCGGGUAACAGUGGACGAAAGCAGCACUAGUUCUCCGGGUUCGUCUUCAUAUGCUACUCCCACCAAAAUCCAACAAGCACAAUCUGAUUUUUAUCCGAGAUACGAAAGCGGGUUCAGAAAUUGUCCGAGAGCUCCAAUGGCAUUGUAUUCACAGAGUAUAUGGGGAGGCAAUAGUGUGAGCGCUGGAGGAAACUUUAUGGGUUCAAACAAUCUGAAUGUCCAUCAACUAAUCGGCAAUCCGGCGACAGAAGAAGGGACAAGAGCAAAUUGGAGUGUUGGAGCAACAUCAACAUCUUUGGGCAAUUGGGCACACCAGCUGAGCCCUUUUGGUAAUAGCGAUUGGAACCAAAAUUAUGGAGGACAAAAUUACAGGGGCAAUGUUGAAGGGACUGGAUUAUAUUAUUUCAAUGGUAAUAAUUGGGCCCAAAGUUCAGGAAUACCUAGUGAGAUAGCUCGACUCGCUAUGACUCAACUCGGAUCGCAGGCCUUGGUACAGAGGCUGAUAACUCCCAGCGACCCAUUAGCAAAGAGUACGGUACUCGAAGGGGUUUUUGGUUCCUUAUUCGAGGUGAUGUGUGACUUUCAUGGACACUAUGUUUUUCGGAAGCUUGUUGAAUCAUGCAAUCACAGUCAGUUGAGACUCAUUGUGGCUAAGAUAACUUUGAAUUCUGAACCACUCAUCAACAUAUCAGUCUGCAAUUAUGGCUCAAAAUCAAUUCAAACGCUGAUCAAGGUGCUCGAGAAAUCGUCCCUGAUAUACACUUUGACAUCAGCUCUAUCUUGUGUUGUCGAAGAACUGAUGACCAAUCGUACAGGAUCCCGUGUCAUCUUGAAGUGCUUAAACCAACUUGACAUUGAGAAAAAUAAGAAAAUAUAUGAAGCUGUUGUGAGGCUUUGUGUCCGACUGGCUCAGCACGAAAGGGGAUGCAUACAUUUGAAUGAGUUCAUCACCAACAGUAAAACUCCAUACAGAGAGAAACUCAUGGACAAAGUCUCGAGCAACUCAAAAUUCCUUUCUCAGGAUCCUUCAGGGAACUAUGUUGUCCAGCACAUCUUCACGCUAUAUAACCCAGUCUUCUCUGCAAAGAUAUGCUUUGAGCUUCGAAAUCUUUACAUACAACUCUCAUUGCAAAAAGGCGGGAGUCACGUUGUAGAGAUGUGCUUAAACUCUUUGGGAAUGGAAGUUGUAGUGAAUGUUUUUCUGAAGUAUGACAAACUCUGGCAAGUUGCGCGAGAUCAGUAUGGAAACUACGUGAUCCAAACAGCAUUGAAGGCCACAAAGCGCAAAAAUAGCCCCCUUCAUCAAAUGCUUCUAGAAAAGCUCAACAAAGAUCGAAGUGAACUCAUGGUUGGGUUUGGAAGGAAAGUGCUGAGCGUCAUUGACAAAGGGAUCCCCCUAGAGUAGUAAUUGUGAAUGGUUGAUCAACAGCCGGUUGACGAUGAUGUUGUUUAACAUUUGCAUAUAUUUUGUUUGUUAUUCUGUUGAAAAGCCGCGAAUUGAACUCAAAGAGGGGAUGAGUGGAUCUAGUAUAAUAUAAUUUGUACACUGAAUCAUAGUGGAAAAUAUAGGAGGGCUGGCUGCUCAUGUAUUGUGUCUGCUAAGUUGGUGUUCUUCUGAUACUAGUGCAUCUGCAGCAAUGUAUGUCGUUUGAGUCUGGAAGAUUUCGGAACUGUGCG